Molecule: messenger RNA, 1319 nt
Organism: Moneuplotes crassus
Lineage: Eukaryota; Ciliophora; Spirotrichea; Euplotida; Euplotidae
Source: the annotation of a GenBank genome assembly
GUUGAAAUUAAAAUGGAGAAUAUCACCACUGAACUUAACGAGCUCAAGGCUAGCAUCCAAGCUACAUAUAUCGAGCUAAAGGGAAUCACCCAGAGGACUGACCGCCUCGAAGCUCAAGAGGAAAUCAAUGAUGGCUUGAAGAGGAUUUAUGCCAUUGUUAAGAAAACCGUCUUCCAUCAACUCAUUGGCCUUCAGAAAAUAGCUUUAAAGCUUGACAAUGAGGCUAAGAUAAAGCAACUUGACAAAGAGAUCAACCAAAUUGAGGAUAAGGAAAAUUCAUAUGAGCUUGAAGGACUCACCAAGAACCUAAAAUUUCUAGCCGAUAAAAAUAGCAAGCUAGUUAGUGAGAAUAAAUCUUUAAAAGGCAUUAUACACAAAAUUAACGAAGGCUGAGAAAAGAAAAAGGAAAACCUUGAUCCCUCUAGAGUCGCCCAAACUAGCAAUACAAAGCCACGAAUGUCAGAUUAUAAUAAUGAUACUGAUGUGAAUCAGGCAUCUAAGAGUGCCACUAGUCUUGAUACAAUUUGAGAUAAUGAAUGAGGUAUCCAAGCAAGUAAAUACCUCAAGUAUAUGCCAAGUAUCAAUGCAUCUGAUAAUUCAACGAAAGGCGGAAAAACAGCAAAGAACCAUGACCAGAAAAGAGGAGCCAGUAGAAACAGAUUCUGCUCACAAGCAGAUUCUACUAAAAUCGAAGCUAAAAAGACUCGGAAAAAGAGUUGAAAUAACUUCUCAGUCAAGGGUACUUCCAAAAGCAAGUUUAAAAGAAAAGAUAGGUUCUCUCCUACGAAUGAUGUCAGCAUGACUACCAAAGUGAUUAGGAUAGAAGACCUUGAUAAAAGCAUCAAUGUGCUCCAUAGCUGUAUCAAUAAAUCUAAGAACAAUUACAGGUCAAGAGACAAGAAGAGGUACAGGCAUAAUGAGCCAAAUUACUCGAAUUACAUUAGCUGUAAAAAUCCAGUGAAGUCUUCAACAUCUCUUAAUACUACUGCAUUGAAGGAGAACAGGCAAGGCUCCAGAAUGUAUCAUAAGUUAUCAUGAAACCGGAAGAUGUAUGAAUCCUUAGAGGAACUGAAAACCGGGCAUACGUCUUUAAUCGAUUGUAAAUAAGCCAGAAGGUCCAAAAAGAUCUGAUGUUUUUAGAUCCAAGAAAUUAACUCUUCAAGAUGAUGAAUACAAUUGAUCCAAUAAUGAGAGCAAAUAUACACCUUUAUCUCAUAUGGGAGGUUCUGUUAGGCCAACUUCCCUUCAGAAGAAGAGAGAUGAGAGAAAACUAUUAAAGAAACAGCUAGCAAAUGAAUAACUGCCAUUCAACAUUUCAA